AUGUUUGACCGAUACUCAAAGGCCAGGGACCAUCCCAGUCUGAUUAAGCGUCGCUGUGCCAGUGUGCUGCUGGUCACUGCACUGUCACCUGCAGUGGUGAAAGCUUGGAUGCACUGGGCUGAUGUCAACGUCAAUCCGUCUGUGCUGGAGUUGAUGGGAGUUCGUUUGGAAGGUCUGCUUUCUGCAGCCGUACUGCCAUUACUACUUACCAUGGUGUUUUAUCUCGGCCCCCUGGUUCAUUCUGCGAUGGACAACCCUGACGGCUUCACUGGGGAACUUCACUCUGCUCUAGAUGUUCAAUCAUGGAUGUUGUGUGUGGGAGAUGCAGUGUGGCUCAGGAACCAGGUGGUGGCACCGCUGACGGAGGAGCUGGUGUUCAGAGGGGCCAUGCUGCCCAUGCUGGUUCCCUGCACAGGACCAACAGCUGCCAUCUUCGUGGCUCCGCUGUUCUUCGGUGUUGCGCAUUUGCACCAUAUCAUAGCGCAAUGGCGCCUCCACAAGGACAGUAUGAGUGAGAUCCUCUUGGGUUCAGGUUAGUUGGCUCACAAAACUCUACUCAAAGCACAUGAAUUAAAAUUAAAUUAGAUAUUCUAUCACAAUAUUUGUGUCAUUUUGGGAUUGAUAUAUGAGCACCUUUUAG
Anoplopoma fimbria (sablefish) is the source of this 640-nucleotide messenger RNA. RefSeq names its product CAAX prenyl protease 2-like. Gene Ontology annotation, molecular function: metalloendopeptidase activity. The coding region runs from base 1 to 537 and encodes 178 amino acids. Gene Ontology annotation, cellular component: endoplasmic reticulum membrane. The record is from RefSeq and is a predicted model, not a curated record. The transcript has 6 exons. Gene Ontology annotation, biological process: CAAX-box protein processing. NCBI's taxonomy places the organism in Eukaryota, Metazoa, Chordata, Actinopteri, Perciformes, Anoplopomatidae.